AUGAGCGGUGAGAAUUCAAAGUGGGGUUUAGAUCGGAUUCUUGCUGAGGUGGCAGCCAUUAACAAAGAGCAGGUCUCUGGCGGUGGGAACAGAGAUGGGAGAAGUGAAUUCUCCUCCGAUGGAAACAACAGCAACAACAACAAUAACACUAAUAUUAUGAUUAGUAAUAAUAAUAAUAAUGAUAAUCAUAAUAAUAAUAAUGAUAAUAAUAAUAAUAGUAGUAGUAAUAAUAAUAGUAAUAGCACGUCCGCUUGUAUUGCUGUUUCCACCACUCAAACAUCUCUGCCCUGUCUCUCACCGUUUCCGUCUUAUCUUGAGACGGAUGUUGUGGGUGAGGAAGUACACAAUUACACAUCGCCGUCUAUUCAUACAACAUCUGCUAAUAUGGUCUUCUUGACAAAUGACAGUACCACAACUCCUCCUAUUACUUUGCCAACAACAACAACAACAACAACAACGGGAGUAGCAACAGAGGGAUCAUCUCUUCGCGGCUACACACCUGUUAAGAUGCAUACACCACAGGAGUGUCUGAUGCCAACCCGUUCCACUUCACCAUUCUCUUUGGUGAAUGGACUCACACCUUCCAAGGAGAGUGCGACUGCCCUGCGGCUGCAACUUCAUCAGUCGUCUACAGAUACCAAUAUGAGGACAUCAGGCAUAAAUGGAAGUGGAAGAGGAGGAGAGCUAGCGAAUAACAUGACAAGUACACCAUCUACACCGUUUUGGCUACAAGUUUCUGGAUACUGCAGCAGUACAAGUAAUAAUAAUAAUAAUAAUAAUAAUAAUAAUAAUAAUAGUAGUACUAGUAGUAAUGAUAACAUGAAUGCUAAUUAUAAUAAUAAUAAUACUAAUACUACUACUACUACUACUACUACUACUAAUAAUAAUAAUAAUCUCAGUAGUAAUGAUACGUUGAAUCCACCAAAAUCGUUCCUUAACCUCUCUUUGGAAACGCCCAUUAACACCGAAUUACUUUCUCUCCAUUCCCCAUCACAAGAAGGGAAAUUGAUAUUGAGCGGUGGGCCGUACACUCUGCAGCGACAACAACAACAACAACAACAUCGCACAGAUGGUCUUUCUCAGGCCAGAACCACAAGAGGGAAUGUUUUGCAACAACAACAACAACAACAACAGCAGCAGCAGCAGCAGCAGGAACAUCAUCUUCCAUAUGUUGUUUUCUGUCAAUCUUUUCCAGAGGAUGUUCAUGAUACUUACGUGAUAUCACCUACCUCUAUGGAUCCCAGGAAUUGUCAAGGUAUCAAAUCUAUACCUGAGAAGAAUAGUACGAUGCUUACAGAUGUGAAGAGUAAUUUUCGAGGUAUUACACAAACACCGACGUGUUUCUUUUCAGAAGAGAGUGGAACUACUGGUUUGAAUGGUGGUUCCCCAACACUUUUGCCCUUAAGUAGAGAACUGGGAAAUGCUUCUCGAGCUCUCAGCAUUAACUCCACCCUUACCCGUCAUUCAUCUCAGAGAAAUCCUACACAACAACAACAACAACAACAACAAUCGGUUCCACUUCCGUUGGUCUCUGCUGGUUCCUGCAAUCGUCAACGUUCAUCCAUGGCUCUCUCGGAACGUCGGUGUAAUCCACAGAGUUGUACACCAGCAGCAGCAACAACAACAACAACAUCAGUCACAACAACGCCAACCAUAACUGCAAGACAACGUUCUCUUGAUAUGAUGUCGUUAAGAAGAUUAUCUCAAAUUCCCUCACAGUCAGGAUCUCUGAUAGAACUAGAUCUUAGUCAGCAGAGUUGCCGUUCGAUGCAAUCUAUUCUGGAGAGUACACCCUAUCAUUCAUCCACUGUACAGCAUAUUGUAGGGAAACUUUUACCUGAACUACCACGGGUAAUGAUGAGUCAACAUGGAAACUUUCUUGCGCAAAAACUCUUGCAGAUUGCCCCUAAUAAAGAACGAUUGAUGAUAUUAUCGGAGUAUCUCUCUGAUCAUUUGUGUACCAUAGCCGUCUCACCUCAUGGUAAUUACGCCGUGCAGAAUCUUAUUGAUUCUCUCCGAUCAGAGAAUGAGAUUGAUCUUGUCUGUAAUGCCCUUGGACGGGAUGCCCCAUUGCUGAUGAAGAACCCAAGUGGUUCUCAUGUUGUGAAUAAACUACUGGAACGUGUACCAGAGCGGGUGAAUUUUUUAUAUAAUGCCAUUGUGGACCGCACAGUUGAGAUUUGUAAUGAUAAGCAAGGCUGUUGUGUUGUGCAAAAUUGUAUGAAACUCGCCCCAGCAAGGCAGCAAUUACGAUUACAACAAGCAGUACUUAAUAAUGUGGUCCCUCUCGCUACAAGUCCAUUUGGAAAUUAUGUAUUAACCCAUCUCUUUGAACUUUGUGCUAAUUCAGAGAAAUUACAUGUAGUGGAUGAGGCAGCAGCACUUCUCAGUCAUAUAUUAAAGACACUUUGCACAGAUAAAUUCGCAUCUAAUGUGGUUGAGAUGAUUCUACGAUAUUGCAGUCAACAUGUAAAAGUGGAUAUUUGUCGUAUGUUACUUGAGAUGUCAGAAGAUGAAAAGACGUUAACGGUAAGCCUUACUACCAAUACUACCAUCAGCAGUCUAAGCAGUAACGGCAGUACUAAGAAUAAUAAUAAUAAUAAUAAUAAUAAUAAUAAUAGUGGUAACCCUCAUUGUGAGUCUUCCACACUUUCUACCAUCACAUGUAAUCAGUAUGGUAAUUAUGUGGUGCAAACCAUGCUUAAAUCCUUACCUGUUGGACCAGAACUUGUACACUUGGUUAAAGCCCUUGAAAAACUUUUUCCAUUACUACAGGGAACACGUUUUGGAAAACAUGUAAUGACGAGAGUGGAAGAGGCACGUGCGCGUAUUAAAUCGUGUGAACAACAACGAGCUUAUGAAUCUCUGGAUGAUCUCUUUUUUCCUGGUACUCCUGCAGAGGCUGUGGCAUCUUCCCACACCAGUACUCUCAAAUCCUUCCCAGACUCAUUCACACUACCACAGCAGCAACAACAACAACAGAAACGAAAACAAUCGCCGACAAGAUCGACAUUGGCAUUUUCACAUAAUGCCAGUAAAGUUGCUGCUUAUGGAUUAGGUGGUUUUUCUUUUUUUUGA
Molecule: messenger RNA, 3078 nt
Organism: Trypanosoma theileri
Lineage: Eukaryota; Euglenozoa; Kinetoplastea; Trypanosomatida; Trypanosomatidae
Product: putative pumilio/PUF RNA binding protein 4
Exons: 1
Coding region: 1-3078 (1025 amino acids)
Biological process (GO): post-transcriptional regulation of gene expression
Cellular component (GO): cytoplasm
Molecular function (GO): mRNA binding
Source: RefSeq, a predicted model, not a curated record